Messenger RNA from Drosophila takahashii, 3442 nucleotides. NCBI's taxonomy places the organism in Eukaryota, Metazoa, Arthropoda, Insecta, Diptera, Drosophilidae. The record is from RefSeq and is a predicted model, not a curated record.
UCUCGUUCGCUCUCUCUCCGUUUCGCUCUCUCCUCUCUCCUGCUUCACACCGCAUUCGUAAACAAAGACAAUGAAAGCUCCAGUUGAACGGCGGCUGAAAGGCCCCAAAGCAAGGGCCCCCAGAUUGUUUCUCGCCGUCGAGCCGAGCGCACGUACUCGAAAAAAAUAGCACUAAUAAUAAAUAGUGGUGUAUAAUAGUGCAGCAUUGUGUAAAACACGCGCGGCUCUGCUGUCUCGCUCUGGCACACACCCACACACUCACACUCUCGCGUGCCCACACACAUACAUACCCAAUACCUGUGAGAGAGCGAGAGAUACGAAAGAAGGUGCAUGGAAAAUCGGGAAAAUCGGAACUGAAAAAGUCUGAAUUUCGCUUAAACUUAGUUAGCUUUACGAACGCCUGUCAGUUGGAAAUUGAAAGUGUCGGCAAAAAAGUGUUUUAAUUAGUCAAAACUUCGAGCAAAUCAAACAAACAGUCGUAAACCUCGUGAACGUAACGGUAAAACGGGAAACAUCUGGGCGCGAAAAAAUCGAUCCAGACGAUGUGAAAAUUGGCCAAAAUUUCCCGAUGAAAGCAACAAUUUUUGGCAAACAUAAAACAACACAGGGAGCGUGAAAUUGAGAUACGGAUAGAGUGUGGAUAUAGUGGUAGUUGGGUAGUUAAACGGCCUGUUACGUUACGAUAUCGUCGUAGUAAACAUAAAAAUAAAAGCGCGGCGCAACAACCCGAGCGGCUUAGUCAUCCGUGCAAGAGAUUCACAACAGCGCUGCAGAUACUGAGAUACAAAAACACCAGAUACAAUAGACCAUAUAUAAACCGAAGACUUGGAGAUCUCAACUUGAAGCGGUUGCAAAAACUGAAAUUCCAAUCUUUGAGAUCCCGAACCCAAAGGAACUCGGAAACUGGAAUUCCUAUGCAAUUGCAAUAAAAAGCAGCUGCAAAUAGGCGAUAUAGUAUACAAAAUCCCAAUCUUUGAGAUAUCACCACCUUCAAGCGGUUGAUAAACCCGUACCUCAAGGAACUUGAAAACCGGGAGACCUACGUAAUUACAAAAAAUUGCAGCAACAACAGGGCAGCGCCUACGACACGCCAGUGAUUACAGCAACAACAUUAUUAUUUACCUAGCCAGCGUAACCUGUUGUAUAUUGCAUUAUUGCUCACCUCUCUCGGCAUCUAAAAUUGGGCAUUCACAAGCGGCUUAAAUACGUGGUUAACCAUCGACGGUAUAUACACAUAUAUAGCCGGAAUCUGCAAGUGGCACACCUGUGGCCACGGGUCAGUUGACCAGCAAUUGGACGACCAGUUGGAGCAACAGCAUCACCAUCGCAACUGCAAUCACGAUCACACAUAAUGUCGAGACUCACCGAGGAAAUGGUGAUUGCGCGGGCCAAGCAGUCCGAUCUGUCCCUGAUCAAAAAGCUUAAUUGCUGGGGCAGUGAUCUCAGCGAUGUGUCCAUCAUCAAGCGAAUGCGUGGAGUGGAAGUUUUGGCUCUGAGUGUCAACAAGAUCAGCACGCUGUCGCCCUUCGAGGAAUGCAACAAACUGCAGGAAUUGUAUCUGCGGAAGAACAACAUCUCGGACAUCAACGAGAUUGCCUACCUGCAAAAUCUUCCGGCCCUCAGGUAUCUCUGGCUGGAGGAAAAUCCCUGCUGCGAUCGAGCGGGCCCCAACUAUCGGGCGGUCGUGUUACGCGCCCUGCCCAAUCUGAAGAAGCUUGACAAUGUGGAGGUCACCCAGGAGGAGUUGGAUGACGCCAUGCGCGGAGGCGGUGGUCCCGUUGCGGAGGAUGAGGUGUACGAGGAUGCCUACCAGCAGCAACAGGGACAGACGGCGCGAACGUCGCCGCAACAGAUGCCACAGCAGCAGCAACAGCACAGCUACCCGCAACACUCUCCUCCGUCGCAACAGCAACAGCAGCAAUAUCAUCACCAGCAGCAACAUCACCAACCGCAACAGCAGCAACAGCAACAAUCGCAUCAGCAGCGACGCAGCUCCAGUCCCAUGAAAGAGCCGCCGCAGUUGGCCAGUCCGCUGGUCAAUAACAGCAGCGAGGGAAGCAUCAGCCACAGCGCCAGCGAUCUCUAUCAGGUGCAGACGGCUCAGCCGCUGAAGGGCUCCCAGCCACCCACGCCCACCAAGGAACCCGUGCAUCCGCCAUCGCCCAUGUAUAACACCAUAACCAAAGAGCAGCGCACCUCCUACCACCAAUACGAUCGCUCGCCGGGAUCCGACCAGGAGAGUAGUCCGCACACAGCUUACAGGGAGGUGCGGCCCACGCCGCUGCCGCCCAGCAUCUCAGCGCAAUCGAUGAAGGAAUACUAUCAGUCGGACAGGCCAGCCUAUCCGGCGCACUAUCGCCACAGCCAGACGGACCUCACCGAGUGGGAGGAGCACCAGCAGGCGCCCCAGGUGCAUCACAAUCCCUAUGGCAGCCAAAUGCAGUUGCAUCAUCCGUCGCAGCGACGCAGCGCGGGUCCGGAGACGACGAUGCCGGCCUACCGGAAUGGCAGUGCCCGGGAGAAUGGCGGCGAAUGGGAUCCGGAGGACAGGCCCAGGUCGAGGCGACCCGAGGGCAGAUACAGUGACUCGACCACAACUCUUUCGGCCUCCGUGAUGAAUCAUUAUUCGGGCUACCAUCGCAGGCCCGUUAAUAGGAACUCGAAUCUACUGUCCGCCACUCUUUGUUUGGUCAAGGAAUUGGACUACGCCAGUCUGGAGGUGCUCGAACACGCUGUGCGAUGUCGCAUCGAUGAGAUGGCGGGCGAAUGAUGAAGACGACUCUCUAAUCGCAUGUCGAUUAGCUAAUACAAACACAACACAACAACAAAAUGACCAGAAAAAAUCAACACUUAAAAGACAAGCAGCAAAAAGGCUGCGUAGGAGGAAUGGAAAUGCUGAUAUUAUACUAACGUCUUAAGCAACAAAGAAAACAAAUCAGAUACUUAACGAGGAUAACGAUUCAUACUUGCCAAUUGUAAACUGUCAUAGUGUAACUAGCAACUUUUGUAACUUUGCUAAUGGAAUCAGAAGAUGUAAGAAGAGAAACCUAGAAGAUAAUCACCGAUGUAUGGAUUUAUUAAUGCUUCGAUUGAUUUCCACCUAUUGAUCCCAGAUCCCGUUCAGUUGAACCCCAAUCGAGCACUAGCCUUCUUUUGUACUUAACUCGCGAAGAUCGAAACUAACGAAAACUAAUAAAGACGCCCAAGGCGCCCAAGCACAAUGUAAUCUGUAUCUUCCCUGUUUUCCUUUGUUAGAUUAGUUGAAAUUUAUACUCAUGACUUUGUUAAAUAUUUGUACACGAAAGCAAUUAACGCUAGACCUUAAUUUUAAUAUAUAUAUAUUUACCUAUAAUGCAAUGAACACGUCCAGUUUAUGUUUGCCGUUCUCUAUUUAACGAUUACGUUGGAAACUACUAUGCGAAAAAUAAACAAAUUAACAGUA